Messenger RNA from Cyphomyrmex costatus, 1055 nucleotides. RefSeq names its product neuronal Synaptobrevin (gene nSyb). Gene Ontology annotation, cellular component: membrane. The record is from RefSeq and is a predicted model, not a curated record. The transcript has 6 exons. Bases 71 to 436 code for a protein of 121 amino acids. Gene Ontology annotation, biological process: vesicle-mediated transport. Lineage: Eukaryota; Metazoa; Arthropoda; Insecta; Hymenoptera; Formicidae.
GCAAGCCGAUCGACAAAUCGACGAGGAUUACCGGAACAGAAAGAGCCCGAGGCGAUCGACUAUAAGCAGCAUGGCUACGGAGGGCGGUUUAGCACCGGAUGCAGCUGCAGGUCCAGGCGCUGGCACCGACGGCAUCGUCGGUGGUCCCAGGACGCCCCAGCAAAUUGCCUCGCAGAAGCGGCUGCAGGCGACGCAAGCGCAAGUCGACGAAGUCGUCGACAUUAUGAAGACAAAUGUAGAGAAGGUCCUCGAGCGCGAUCAAAAGCUCUCCGAGCUUGACGAUCGAGCAGAUGCACUCCAACAAGGAGCGUCACAAUUUGAACAGCAAGCCGGCAAAUUAAAGAGAAAGUUCUGGCUACAGAAUCUAAAGAUGAUGAUCAUUAUGGGUGUAAUCGGACUCAUCAUACUGGCCAUUAUUAUCGCAAACUUCAUGUAGGCGCGCUGAUUGGUGGAAGAUAUUUGUGUGUGAGUGAGUCUGAAGCGAGCCUCACCGGCGGCAGCAAUACACAAAAUUGAACGCGAGAGUAAGAGCUAAAGUAAAAUAACGUAACACCUAUUCAACAACAAUAAAAAGAGAGAUAAAGAAAAAGAGGAGGAAUAAGAAAGAGAAGAAGAAACGGCGGCUGAGAAAUUCCCGAAGAGGAGAUGAUUUUUGGAGGGAUAGAAGAUCUCGCAAGAUGGAAAUUGUGAUGAGCCGUUGACGAGCUCUGCCGAAGUUCUCCGCGAACGUAAUCGUCGGAUCGAUCGCGCGCGAGAAUCAAUCGAUCGAUCGUCGGCCUUGGAAUUCAACGUGGGAGAGAAGGAAGGACGACAGCGGAUGAUCGGAAGCAGGAAACGUUUUGAUCCGAGCGGGAACGACGAAGAGAGCCGUCGCGACGACCACGGAACUUUCCUGUUAUCCUUCGUAGUGUUUUUUUUUCUUUUUCGGAUCGAAUAGGGGAAGUUGAGGGGAUCCACGCCGAACCAGCUCGGUCUCCAUAUUUCACAUGGAUGAAGGUUGCGCAUGACAAUUAACGUAUGCAAAAUUCCGCUGAUUUCUCGAUCAUUAUUUCAUU